This is a messenger RNA of Sesamum indicum (sesame), 643 nucleotides long. Its product is annotated as ubiquitin-related modifier 1 homolog 1. Gene Ontology annotation, cellular component: cytoplasm. Gene Ontology annotation, biological process: tRNA thio-modification. The record is from RefSeq and is a predicted model, not a curated record. NCBI's taxonomy places the organism in Eukaryota, Viridiplantae, Streptophyta, Magnoliopsida, Lamiales, Pedaliaceae.
CCCAAUACUGAAUUCGUGCACCGAUUUAGGCUUUGCUACGACGCUGCCCCUAAGAGAACACAGCUAUUUUAGUUGAGAACGACGACGUUUAGCUCUCUGGCGAAAUCUCUCCGGUGCUCGCCUAAGCAAGCUAUGCAGCUCACUCUCGAAUUCGGUGGUGGCCUGGAACUUCUGUGUGAUUCCGUGAAAAUCCACAAUGUCAAUGUUGAACCACAAGCUGAAGGAAAGAAGUUAACCAUGAAACACUUGCUCUCAUGGGUCCGCACCAACUUGAUCAAAGAAAGACCUGAAAUGUUUAUGAAAGGAGAUACUGUGAGACCUGGAGUUCUGGUCCUAGUAAACGACUGUGAUUGGGAACUAAGUGGGCAGCUUGAGACAGUGCUGGAGGAGAAGGAUGCUGUAGUUUUCAUCUCAACUCUGCACGGUGGAUAAAAUCUAUUUACACACCAUGUUAACUUUAGCCGGAGGUGAUACAGAUAUUUCAAACCCCAUCAAUCCACCUUCUUCAAGAAAUAAAUUGCACUGUGUAAACUCUUGAUGCUAGGCGUAAUCCUUAAAUUGGUCUAUACUUUGAUGUUUAUACGACACUCUUAUUACUACAGUAAUCAAGUGGGAAGAGCUGGACUCCUAUUUUUCUUAGGUC